Lodderomyces parapsilosis is the source of this 981-nucleotide messenger RNA. RefSeq names its product septin (gene CDC10). The record is from RefSeq and is a predicted model, not a curated record. Gene Ontology annotation, molecular function: GTPase activity; GTP binding; molecular adaptor activity. The transcript has a single exon. NCBI's taxonomy places the organism in Eukaryota, Fungi, Ascomycota, Pichiomycetes, Serinales, Debaryomycetaceae. Bases 1 to 981 code for a protein of 326 amino acids. Gene Ontology annotation, cellular component: microtubule cytoskeleton; septin ring; septin complex. Gene Ontology annotation, biological process: cytoskeleton-dependent cytokinesis.
AUGUCAGUUUCUGAAGAUCCCAGGUACACUCAUCCUCAAAAAUAUGUUGGUUUUGAUACCAUUACUGCACAAAUUGAAAACCGAUUAUUGAAACGAGGAUUUCAAUUCAACAUUAUGGUUGUUGGUCGUUCAGGUUUGGGUAAAAGUACACUAGUCAAUACAUUAUUUGCCUCCAAAUUAACCAGCUCCAAUGGUCGUAAAUUACCAGUUGAUCCCAUUGAGAAAACCACUGAGAUUAAAGUAUCACAUCAUACAUUGAUUGAAAAUAAUGUUCGUUUAAAUAUAAAUGUUAUUGAUACACCAGGGUUUGGUGACCAAAUUAAUAAUGAGAAAUGCUGGGACCCAUUAGUCAAGUAUGUCAAAGAACAACAUUCACAAUAUUUAAGAAAAGAAUUGACAGCACAAAGAGACAAGUUUUUACCUGAUACUAGAGUUCAUUGUAUCUUGUAUUUUAUUCAACCAAAUGGUCAAAAAUUGAAAAACUUGGAUAUUCAAGCAUUGAAGAAAUUAUGCGACAUUGCCAACGUUGUACCAGUGAUUGCUAAAUCCGACUCAUUGACCUUGGAAGAACGAGCUGAAUUCAAAAAAUUACUUCAACUGGAAUUCCUCAAGUACCAAUUCAAUAUUUACCCCUAUGAUUCUGAAGAAUUGUAUGAUGAAGAACGUCAAUUGAAUGAAGAUAUCAAAUCUUUGAUUCCAUUUGCCAUUGCUGGAUCUGAACGUGAAAUUCAAAUUAAUGGAGAAUUGGUUCGUGGAAGACAAACCAAGUGGGGAGCUAUAAAUAUUGAAGAUGUAAGUCAAUGUGAUUUUGUAUUUUUGAGAGAUUUUUUGACAAGAACUCAUUUACAAGAUUUGAUUGAAACGACAAAUUUGACUCAUUAUGAAACUUUUAGAUCUAAACAAUUGAUCGCGUUGAAAGAAAAUGCUAAUAAUCCAAACAGGCAAUCUCAAGUGCAAACUAGUCAACAAAGUGUACACUAG